AUGGAGAAAGUCUUCGUCAUAGUGACACAGUGCUUAAUUACAUUUGCAGCAGCUCAAAUAAGCAAUGAAAUUUUACCUCCAGGAGCUCUUAAAGCGUCGGAAUUGAUCGCACUAGACACCAUAUUACCAAACGAUCUAAAUUUUACUGAAUUAUUAGAAAAUCUAGGGAGCAAUCAUCACUCUCAUACGCGUUUCGAUGUCGUACAAAUUAUCAAGUCGUAUAACUAUAGUGUGGAAACGCAUACAGUACAAACAGAAGAUGGUUACAUUCUUGAAUUGAACAGGAUAACUGGUAGGAUAGAUAAGCCUAGUCCUAAAGUCAAACAGGCGGUACUCCUACAACAUGGAUUACUAUGCAGUUCCAUGGAUUGGGUACUCGCUGGUCCCAAAAAGGGUCUUGGUUUCAUUCUUUCCGACAUUGGCUACGACGUAUGGCUGGGAAAUGUUAGAGGUAGUAGAUAUUCUCGAAAACAUAAUCAUUAUACAGUGGAAGAAGCAAAGUAUUGGAAUUUCGAUUGGCACGAAAUUGGUUUGUAUGACCUACCGACGAUGAUUGAUUAUAUUUUAAUUGAAACUGGCCAUAAAAAGCUGUUCUACAUUGGCCAUAGUCAAGGAAGUACGGCAUUUUUUGUAAUGGCGAGCCUCCUUCCGGAAUAUAAUGAUAAAAUUCAUGCUAUGUUUUCACUUGCACCGAUAGCAUUCUGCUCAAGAAUGUUUAGUCCUGUUUUCCAAUUUCUUUCGCGGAUUAUAAAGCCUGUUAAUUUAGUAGCAAAUUUUAUUGGUCUGUAUGAAUUUAAACCAAGUGAUGCAUUUUUCACAAAAUUCGUUACGGAGCUUUGCCAGGAUAAUUCAGCUCUUCAACCAAUUUGCAUGAAUGCAAUAUUCUUAAUUACUGGAUUUAAUUGGGAUCAGUUUGAUACGUCAUUGCUACCUGCAAUUAUUUCAAAUGUUCCGGCUGGAGCUAGUGUCCGACAAUUUAUACAUUAUGCGCAAAUAAUAAAAUCAGGAUAUUUUGUGCAAUAUGAUCACGGAUUGUGGGGAAAUAUUCAAAAAUAUGGUAAAGUUGGGCCACCAACGUAUAAUUUAAAAAAUGUUAAAGCACCGGUUUCUUUACAUUAUAGUAUUAAUGAUUGGCUUUCGCACCCAAAUGAUGUGCAAUCAUUGUAUUCAAAGCUUCCAAAUCCGAUUGGAAAAUUCCGCGUUGUUCAUGACAACUUUAACCAUCUUGAUUAUCUUUGGGCGAAAGACGUAAAAAUAUUACUUUAUAAUAAAAUUAUUAGUAUAAUGUUACGCUACAAGGAUUAAUAGUAAUCUCAAUACUAUAAUUUUAUUUAUUUAAAUAAAAAAUAUAUUUAACAUGAUA
Molecule: messenger RNA, 1363 nt
Organism: Ceratosolen solmsi marchali
Lineage: Eukaryota; Metazoa; Arthropoda; Insecta; Hymenoptera; Agaonidae
Product: lipase 3-like
Exons: 8
Coding region: 1-1305 (434 amino acids)
Biological process (GO): lipid metabolic process
Molecular function (GO): hydrolase activity, acting on ester bonds
Source: RefSeq, a predicted model, not a curated record